AUUGGUGGAGUCGCUGCUGAUUUACCUCAUGGCUGGAUAGAUAAAUGUUUGGAUUUUUGCGAUUAUUUUUUAACAGGAAUUGCUGAAUAUCAAAAGCUUAUUACACGGAAUCCCAUUUUUUUAGAACGAGUUGAAGGAGUAGGCAUUAUUGGUGGAGAGGAAGCAAUAAAUUGGGGUUUGUCGGGACCAAUGCUACGAGCUUCCGGAAUAGAAUGGGAUCUUCGUAAAGUUGAUCAUUAUGAGUGUUACGAUGAAUUUGAUUGGGAAGUCCAAUGGCAAAAAGAAGGGGAUUUGUUAGCUCGUUAUUUAGUACAAAUCAGCGAAAUGACAGAAUCCAUAAAAAUUAUUCAACAGGCCCUAGAAGGAAUUCCGGGAGGGCCCUAUGAAAAUUUAGAAAUCCGCCGCUUUGAUAGAGCAAAAGAUACUGUAUGGAAUGAGUUUGACUAUCGAUUCAUUAGUAAAAAACCUUCUCCGACUUUUGAAUUGUCGAAGCAAGAACUUUAUGCGAGAGUCGAAGCACCAAAGGGAGAAUUGGGAAUUUUUUUGAUAGGAGAUAAGGGUGUUUUUCCUUGGCGAUAUAAAAUUAGGCCGCCGGGAUUUAUUAAUUUGCAAAUUCUUCCUCAGUUAGUUAAAAGAAUGAAAUUGGCUGAUAUUAUGACGAUACUAGGUAGUAUAGAUAUCAUUAUGGGAGAAGUUGAUCGUUAAAAUGAUAAUUGAUACAACAGAAGUACAAGCUAUCAAUUCUUUUUCUAGAUUGGAAUCCUUAAAAGAGGUCUAUGGGAUCAUAUGGGUGCUUAUCCCUAUUUUUACUCCUGUAUUAGGAAUUACAAUAGGUGUACUAGUCAUUGUUUGGUUAGAAAGAGAAAUAUCCGCGGGUAUACAACAACGUAUCGGUCCUGAAUACGCAGGACCUUUGGGAAUUCUUCAAGCUCUAGCAGAUGGUACCAAAUUACUUUUCAAAGAGAAUCUUCUUCCAUCUAGAGGAGAUACUCGUUUAUUUAGUAUUGGACCAUCUAUAGCAGUCAUAUCAAUUUUAUUAAGUUAUUUAGUAAUUCCUUUUGGUUAUCGCCUUGUUCUAGCCGAUCUCAGUAUUGGUGUUUUUUUAUGGAUUGCUAUUUCAAGUAUUGCUCUUGUUGGCCUUCUUAUGUCAGGAUAUGGCUCAAAUAAUAAAUAUUCUUUUUUUA
Helianthus annuus (common sunflower) is the source of this 1184-nucleotide messenger RNA. Its product is annotated as NAD(P)H-quinone oxidoreductase subunit H, chloroplastic. The coding region runs from base 190 to 705 and encodes 171 amino acids. Gene Ontology annotation, molecular function: quinone binding; NADH dehydrogenase (ubiquinone) activity; NAD binding. The transcript has a single exon. NCBI's taxonomy places the organism in Eukaryota, Viridiplantae, Streptophyta, Magnoliopsida, Asterales, Asteraceae. The record is from RefSeq and is a predicted model, not a curated record.